GUCUCUUCCCUCUGCCCUCCGGACCGUACUGUCGCAGUUAAUUUUAAUUCAAUCCAGCUCACCAUGGCUUUGCAAGGGGUUGAGCAGACGAUCCUGAGGGAUCCGGCUCUGUUUUAUUGGAUUGUGUUUCCUAUCACGAUUGUUAUGAUCCUGACCGGUAUCCUCCGUCACUAUGCCACCGUCUUGAUGAACAACCCCCCCAAGCCUGCCUCGACAUUGGCCGAAUCCCGCGAACGCCUCGGUCUCAUCCGCGGCGUCAACCUACGGAACAAUUGCCAUGCCGUGCUGUCCAAGGAGUCCUUCGAGAUGCGGAAGAACUACCUCGUCUCUGCUUACCAGAGUGGUGCUUUCCUCAAGGACCCUGCGAACCGCGGCCAACCGCCCGCCAACCCGAUGACCGACCCUGCCGGCAUGGAGGCUAUGAUGGGCAUGAUGAAGGGGAAUAUGAUGAUGAUGAUCCCGCAGACGCUGAUUAUGAGCUGGAUUAAUGCGUUCUUCUCGGGAUUUGUGAUUUUGAAAUUGCCCUUCCCCCUUACGAUUCGGUUCAAGUCGAUGCUGCAGUCUGGUGUCAUGACCCGGGACUUGGACGUGAGAUGGGUGUCCAGUCUUUCGUGGUAUUUCUUGAACUUGUUCGGUCUGCAGUCUGUCUUUGGGUUUAUUCUCGGCAGUGAUAAUGCGGCCAGCCACAUGUCUCAGCAGAUGGCUUCGAUGAACCCUGCUGCUGGGAUUAACCCCUUCCAGCCCGGUCAGGAUCCCGAUAAGCUGUACCAGAACGAGGCUGAGAAUUUGGAGGUUAUGGAGCACUUUUGCAUUCUGGAUGGCGUUGAGGAGAGAGUGCUGCGUCACUACGCCGGUAGGAAAAGCUAUUAGAAUUCCACUCGGGAAAACUGGUCUAUGGCUGUUUGCGUUGGGUAUUGCUGAAAAUAUUAGACGAAGUGUGAAUGUACACCAAUGAUAUAUAUUAAGCGCAUAAAGGCAAUACUAAGAGGAAUUACCUCUGCCUCAAGGCCUUGCACAACAUCCAUCAAUCAUAAACUCAUAACGCGAAACAAAAUAUAUACGCCCAACCUGUCAGGAUCACACUGGUAUCUAACGAUAGUUAAUAACCCCAUUAAGAAUCCACACCUCCCCAUUCGAAACCUGCUCCGCAAUACUAUCCACCUCUACAUUCCCCGGUUGA
Molecule: messenger RNA, 1180 nt
Organism: Aspergillus ibericus CBS 121593
Lineage: Eukaryota; Fungi; Ascomycota; Eurotiomycetes; Eurotiales; Aspergillaceae
Product: ER membrane complex subunit EMC3
Exons: 5
Coding region: 64-870 (268 amino acids)
Biological process (GO): protein folding in endoplasmic reticulum
Cellular component (GO): EMC complex; membrane
Source: RefSeq, a predicted model, not a curated record